Messenger RNA from Racocetra fulgida, 1359 nucleotides. Lineage: Eukaryota; Fungi; Glomeromycota; Glomeromycetes; Diversisporales; Gigasporaceae. The record is from the annotation of a GenBank genome assembly.
AUGCAAUAUGUGACAAAUAAUGAAAAUACAACAAGUAAUGAACAUACAGUAAAUAAUGAACAUACAGUAAAUAAUGAACAUACAGGAAAUAAUGAACAUACAGUAAAUAAUGAAUAUAUAGCAAAUAAUGAAUAUACAGCAAAUAACGAAUACACAGCAAUUAAUGAAUACACAGCAAAUCAUGAUUUUAUUGAUUUGGUUAGUGAAACUGGAUCAUCAUCUGCACAAUCUGAGUCAUCAAAUAAUAGUGGACGGCCCUUAACAGAUAUAUGGGAAGAGUAUGAUAAAAUAAAUAAUGAAGCGGGAAAACACAAAGGAGCAACUUACGAUAUGAAAUCGCAUCUUGCAUUAAAGUGCAAUGGAAAAGUACCUAGAGAAAUCCGAUUUAAGAUACUUCGGGAGCUUCAAAGUGAGCCUACAUCGUCCGAAUUAGCUACUUCUAAAAAAAGAAAAUCGGUAUAUUCUCAGUUGCCCAUAGAUGCCUAUUAUAAUGCAAAAGAAGCUAUAGACAAAGCUAAAGAAACAAGAGCGAAUCAAUCGCUGAUUAAAUGGAUUGUGAGCUCUGGUAUUUCAUUUUCUGCCUUUGACAAUCCUUACUUUGAAGAUUACACAAAGGAAUUAAAUCCCGGUUAUAGUCCCCCUAAGCGCAAUUUUCUUGAAGUUGGAAUAUAUAAAAAUUAUGUUCUUAGAAAGGCAAUAGAAAUAUGGAAGCAAAUAGGUAGAGGCGAUAUAAGUGCUGGAAUUUUGAAAUCUCAAAUGAAUUUGUACAAAAAUCGCAAGGUUCCCUUUGAAGAAGAAUUUAUUCUAUCUACUGAUAUGGUUACGGAUUGGUGGCUGACUGUAGAACUUAAAAGAAAUAAAGAUCAUUUAAAAACCCUCACCCUAAAAGUACAUUCAAUUUUACCCCACAAUGCUGCCUGUGAGCGAGUCUUCAGCAUAUUAAGCAGGUAUCUAGGAAAGAGACGGACUAAAUUAACCAUUGAACGUCUAGAGAUUAUGGCCCAGAUGCAUUCAUUUUUAGUCGAGAAUGCCAAAUCAGAACUCAAUUACGUGGAUCAAAAGCUUCGCCAAGAAGACCUGUUGUCUAUUUUCGAUAGAAUUGCGAGUUCUAUAGAGGAUGGGACCGAUUUAUUCAGUGAAGAAGAAACAUUUUCUUUUUUGAAUGAGCUUGCAGAGGAAAUUACGGAAGAAGAUGAGGACGAAUUAGAAGAUAUAGUCAACGAAAAUUCAACAAACUUAGAAGUCAGAAAUUUAAUCUCUUUGUCUUCCAAGUUAAAACUUAAUAAAUCUUCAAGUUUAAACAAAGAGGUUAUACAUGGAAAUAAGGAUUUUGAUAUCGAUGAUCUUAUUAGUGAUUAG